Ixodes scapularis (black-legged tick) is the source of this 861-nucleotide messenger RNA. RefSeq lists its product as uncharacterized. Bases 153 to 815 code for a protein of 220 amino acids. The record is from RefSeq and is a predicted model, not a curated record. The transcript has 4 exons. Lineage: Eukaryota; Metazoa; Arthropoda; Arachnida; Ixodida; Ixodidae.
UAGGUAGUUUUGUUGCCGAGUGUUUUUUCUAUACUUCGUGCUUGUUUUCGAGCACAAUUGUAAAACAUCUAAAUAAUAAUACUAAUGCUUGUAUUCACAAAAUAAGGAUUGAAAGAAAAAUAUCUUGAAUUAUAUUUGAGUGUCAUACCACAAUGGUUCUAUUUACGAAGAUCAUUUUUCUUAGCCUUUUUCUGAAGGGAGCACUCUCAAGCACGUCCGAAAAAGCGAACCUCUACUUGGACACCCUGCUCAGCGAUCUUUUGCCAAACGCAGUUCGUGCCCUCAACCUAGAUCCUGCACCAGUUUCAUCCACCAACGUGACGGUGCCCUCCACCGGAUUCACGAACCAUGAUCUGAGGGUCGUCCUCACAAAUAUACGACUGCACGGACUGGCGAGUAGACUGCGUCGCCGCGGCGACUGCAACGAGCCCGCAUGGAAAGGCGCUAGUCUGACCACUUCCUGCUAUGUGAGCUUGGAUGGGCUUCGACUUAGCUACGACGCAUCCGCCCGAGGUUUUGACUGGCUCGGAUCCCGCGUCAAAUUUGCUUUCCAGGCUGUGCUUUCCAAGGCAAACGCCUACAUCGACGUCACCAGCGCAUUCGGUGGUCACGCUACUCUAAAAACUCUGCGUGCUCCCGACCUCAAGUUCAAAGUAACCCAGGACCGGCGGAUUAAUCUGAACCCACUCAGGCAACGCACACUGGAGGGGCGCAUCGCCCAGAUCUCUCGCCUGUCUCUCGUUAAUGUUCUUCAAGGCAAGUUCAAGGAGGCUUUCAACGAUGCUUUGGCGAUGGCACCGUUCCCAGGGGCAUGAAGCGUGGCUCGCGAAAAUUGUUCAAUAAAAUGUCAACAAUAACGUC